This is a messenger RNA of Lactuca saligna, 360 nucleotides long. NCBI's taxonomy places the organism in Eukaryota, Viridiplantae, Streptophyta, Magnoliopsida, Asterales, Asteraceae. The record is from the annotation of a GenBank genome assembly.
AUGAUCUUCUAUGACUGUGGAGAAAAGGUAGUUGAGCAACAAGGUCAGGUCAAGCGUAUAAAUGAGGAGAGGGGUCGAGAUUACCUUCAUUCCAGGGUGGAUGUCCUCAACAUGAAGCAAAGGUUUGAUCAUGUUGAGAAGCAGAUUAAAUCAAUUGCUUUGUUGGUUGUGGGUAUCAUCGUCGUCAUGUUCCUAGUCAUGAUUUUCAUCAUUCACUUGAUACUCAACAGGUGGUGGUACUUCAGUGGUGGUUGUAAUGGUAAUGUUUGGAUGUAUUUUGAAGUCAUGGUUACAUGUAACAAGCAUUUUGGUAUGAUAUUGGGUAACUUUUGGUGGAUCCAUGAACACGAUAAGCAGUAG